AUGAAUCGCACCCUCUUAAAUGGGGUUCGAGUGAUUGAGUUGGCCGGACUCGCUCCUGUGCCACAUUGUGGAAUGGUAUUGGCCGAUUUCGGCGCCAAUGUUACCGUCAUUGAAAAGCCUAGCCGUGAUGAUGACAUACCCAUGGAGCAACGCAUGGCAGAGAGGAAAACACUGCAAGGACUUGAUCUGAAAUCACCACAGGACGUUGAGAAGUUGAAACAGCUUUGUCGAACUAGCGACGUGCUUCUCGACCCCUACCGUCCAGGAGUUCUGGAACAAAUUGGUCUUGAUCCAGUCAAACUACUCGAGGAGAACAAAGGUUUGAUAGUGUGCCGGCUAACUGGAUAUGGUCAAACAGGCCCAUUGGCGCAGGAGGCCGGACAUGACAUCAACUACGUUUCAAUCACUGGGUUGCUGCCAACAACAUCAGGUCAUAACUGUGCUCGUCCUUGGCCUCCGGCCAAUCUUCUCGCCGACUUUGCUGGUGGAGGACUGACCGCUGCUUUUGGUAUUGUGGCGGCUCUACUGAAAAGAGAGAAAAAUGGUGGCCACGGUUGCAUCAUUGACUGUUCAAUGUUUGAAGGCCUGUCGUAUUUGGCGUCGUUUAUCAGACGUUAUCACGACAUCGAACAUUUGUGGACUCAACCUUAUGCAGCGUUCUCUGGAGACUGCCCGAUAUACAGAACUUACAAAACGAAAGAUGAUAAAUGGCUAGCUGUAGGCGCUCUGGAGCCCAAGUUCAGCAGGAAUCUAUUCAAGGUGCUCGGGAUUGAUAGGGAUGUGUCAGACAUAUUCUCCGAUCCCGCUACAGUAUCAGCGGAAAUGGAAGAAAUUUUUCGAACAAAAACUCGAGAUGAGUGGAUGAAACUCUUUACAGGAAAACAAGCAUGUGUGACACCGGUACUCGACCACGAUGAAGCGCUACAGUAUGAGCAUAAUGUGGUGAGAGGAAGCUUUACUGAGGUGGACAAUCGGACCGUCCCUCAACCAGCGCCCAGGAUGUACUCAAAAGACGAAUUCAAAAAGUUCAAUUCCAAGCUGUGA
Messenger RNA from Ostertagia ostertagi, 1044 nucleotides. The record is from the annotation of a GenBank genome assembly. Lineage: Eukaryota; Metazoa; Nematoda; Chromadorea; Rhabditida; Trichostrongylidae.